GGUUGGCCCAAUGAAAGCACGCCUGAGUGGACGGACGCUCAUCCAUCCAACAGCAGCAGCUUUUGUCCUAUCUGCUGCUCAUCCUCUUUUCUCCACAUUGGCACCAUGUCCAUAGCCAAGUUCCAGGCGGAGUGGCAAGAAAUCGACGAGGAACAUCAACAAUUGCAGGAAACUCACAAACUGUACAGGCAAAAAUUGGAGGAGCUGACCAAUCUUCAAACCACAUGCAGCAGCGCCAUUGGGAAACAAAGGAAACGUCUGAAUGAGCUCCACUGCAGCUUAACCAAAUGCUUGCAAGGCUGCGACGACAAACAGACGCAAGUGAUUGCCGACAUCCAAUGCCAAAUCAAAGAGAAAGAAAAUGUCUUCUUUGACAUGGAAGCAUAUUUACCAAAGAAAAAUGGACUGUACCUGAACUUGGUCCUGGGCAACGUGAACGUGACGCUCCUCAGCAACCAGGCCAAGUUCGCCUACAAGGACGAGUAUGAAAAGUUCAAGCUGUACAUGACCAUCAUCCUCAUGUUCGGGGCCAUCACGUGCCUCUUCCUCCUCAACUAUCGUGUCACAGAUGAAAUUUUCAACUUUUUGCUGGUGUGGUACUAUUGCACGUUGACAAUACGAGAAAGCAUCCUCAUGAGCAACGGGUCCAGGAUUAAAGGCUGGUGGGUGUCUCAUCAUUACGUGUCCACCUUCCUGUCCGGCGUGAUGCUCACCUGGCCGGAGGGUCCCACGUAUCAGAGGUUCCGAAGUCAGUUCCUGGCUUUCUCCAUCUAUCAGAGUUUUGUGCAGUUCCUCCAGUACUACUACCAAAGUGGCUGCUUGUACAGACUGCGGGCUUUGGGGGAGAGGAAUCAGCUGGACCUCACCGUGGAGGGAUUUCAGUCGUGGAUGUGGAGAGGCCUCACUUUCCUUUUGCCCUUCCUUUUUUUCGGACACUUUUGGCAGCUGUAUAAUUGCGUGAGCUUGUUUCGCUUGGCGGGACACGACGAUUGCAAGGAGUGGCAGGUGUUCAUGUUGGCUCUUACGUUCCUGGUCCUGUUCCUGGGUAACUUCCUGACCACGUUAAAAGUAGUCCAGCAAAAAGUGCACAACAAGCAGGACAGUGUCAAAAAAAGCAACUGAGACAUUGCGCACAAUUGGAUUUUUUGGGGGUUGUUUUUUUUUUUUGCUCUUCUGGGGAAGUCGAUCGACUCAAGGCCGGCCGGAUUUAGCACGCGGGCGUACUGUGGAUUUUCUCGCUCUUUCUCUCAGGUGCGUUGGAGUCCCGGCCCCUGGCCGACCGACAUCCUCCUCGCUGCUCCGUGGCGUGCAUACCAAGCACACGCUUGACUGUUUGUUGUGCACUAAUGGACAUAUGCAAGGAGCAGACGGACCCCAACUUUGUCACGUCCACUCAUUGUGCGCCUUUCCUGUAGCCUCCGCACCCAGACCGAGAUGUGUCUCCCUCCAGGGCGUACGUACGGUGAACCCCCACAUAUUUUUUUGGUGAAGGUCCCAAUCCUACAGAAAAUUCAAUGUCACUUUAUUACAUGAAACCUUUUACCUUCCUAACUUAAGUUUGAUGGAAUAAUGUGAUCGUCGUGUUUGUAUUCUUUUGAACCUAUCGGGAUGAGCAGAAAUGAACGAAGGUAGCUUCAUUUCUAUUGAAGUAGCGCUCCCGUGCUAACUUGUGACAGUGAUUGGUAUUUUUCCAUUUUUUUCCGGGAUUUUCCUUCGUAUGUUUUGGGGGUUUGCUGUACUCCACUAAAGGUUUCUCUCGCUCCAAGUCAUUUCAACAAACCGCACAGCGUUUAUGUUGUCGGCACGAUGGAUGUGUUUGUUUGAAUUGUGUCAAGGGGUCACCACUUGAAGGCAUCAUUGUGAUGAUGUCAUGUUGCACAUUUGAUUUUCUUUCCCUUGAGACGGACGGCAGCGCUCUGAAACGCCGUCACGUACGGACACGCACGACAAGGAAGGGACUGGACUCUUUGCCCUAAUUACGCGCAGCAAAUUAAAUCUUUCUAACUUGA
Molecule: messenger RNA, 2009 nt
Organism: Syngnathus typhle (broad-nosed pipefish)
Lineage: Eukaryota; Metazoa; Chordata; Actinopteri; Syngnathiformes; Syngnathidae
Gene: tmem120b
Product: transmembrane protein 120B
Exons: 12
Coding region: 106-1122 (338 amino acids)
Biological process (GO): fat cell differentiation
Cellular component (GO): membrane
Source: RefSeq, a predicted model, not a curated record